GGGUUCCAAGUGGAUCAUCGACAGUCCUUCUUAUGACAUGUGUAUAAAAAGAGAUCGCGGAGAAUGGCAGGGUCAAUGCUCAAGGGGUGGUGUACUUAUACUUGACGACGACAACGACAUUCUGCUACACCCAUAGCACCACAUUCGUUCAAAUCACCAAUACCCAGCAGUAAAACAGGAUAAAAAAAGAAUUCCCACUAUGUUCAACCCAAUCCUCCUCACCCUCCUCGCUCUCGCAACCGGCAUAACAGCAACCCUCGACCCAGCAACCUCGCACUCAAACGCCACCUACCCCGCCGCCCCAGCCUGCAAACCCGCGAAAACAAGUAAAGCAAUCCAAGCCGCAGAAUGCAGCCACAAUACGCGUCUCGGCAAGCAAACCUUUGCUGUCUUCACCAUCGACCACCAAUACGACAAAUCCCACGGCGCCCCCUACGGCACAUGUGAAGCCUACAACUGCGCUCCGGGAUCCAAGAUGACGGCGCGUAAAGAUACAUUUACGUUUUUCUGGGACGCCGCGGGUGUGCAGGGGGAGGGUGAGGGCGAAGGAAUGGGAUGUAUCAGGAGUCCUGUUGAUGGUACGUGUGGGUGUGAGAAUAGUAGUGAUGGCAAGUUUGUGUAUGGGGGUACGAAUUGUAAAUAAACUAUCUUCCCCCUGCUGCCUCGUCACUCAAAAUCUUCCUAUUUGUAAAUAUUGAAUAUUUCCUUUGCUACUUGGAAGCACCGCAGUCUUAUCUUUAUCAACACCCGUACUUUCCCACACCCCCCUCCUCCCCCCCCCCUUUUCUACUGAUAUCAGCGAAAAAGAUAAACUACCGAACCACCUUCCCAACCGCCUCCACC
This is a messenger RNA of Bipolaris sorokiniana ND90Pr, 843 nucleotides long. RefSeq lists its product as uncharacterized. The transcript is spliced from 2 exons. Bases 200 to 643 code for a protein of 147 amino acids. Lineage: Eukaryota; Fungi; Ascomycota; Dothideomycetes; Pleosporales; Pleosporaceae. The record is from RefSeq and is a predicted model, not a curated record.